Messenger RNA from Schistosoma margrebowiei, 1544 nucleotides. The record is from the annotation of a GenBank genome assembly. NCBI's taxonomy places the organism in Eukaryota, Metazoa, Platyhelminthes, Trematoda, Strigeidida, Schistosomatidae.
GCGCCUCCAAUCACUGAACCCAUUAGAGUACAUGCAUCUUAGAGACAUCCCCCUAAACACUUACUUAAGCUCAAUUCCAACACAAACCUUAGGGGUAACACCCAGAAACAGGAGACACAACUCAACAGAACGGAUUGUAAACACAUCUUCUACUCCGAAAGAGUAGUCAAAUACCAAAAUUCGCCACCGGCUGAGUUAGUUCAAGCGACUUCCCAUGAGUCUUUUAAGAGAAAACUUGACAUAUUCUUAAGGACUAAGGACAGUAUCUCACUAUGACUUACCAACUUUGUUUCUUUUUCCUCUUUUAUCGAUAAUAUACCUAGGUUCCUGCCUGGAGGUAUCGGUGAUUCACUGCCGCUAGAUAUGGAAGCCCGUUAAACGAAAGCUCCAACUAUUCCAUACAGAACCAUUUGAACAAUCUGGACGUUUAACCUUUGCGCUACCAAUUUCUAGUUUAAACCGUCCGAGUGUUUUGGUCUCGCUCGUGUUACUGCUAAUUAUUUCAGAUCUUCAUAACUUGGUUUAAGUGUAUUCUAUUUGUUCACUCUGUUUUUCGCAUUCUCCAGCACACUGCGUCGCUUCAAACAAGACGCAAAAUUACCAGACGUUAAAUGUCAUAAUGCCAAUAAACCUGCCUCACAUCUUACAUCAAAUUGAAGAAGCAUGUAAAGCAUCCUCAUCUAACCAAAAACUUUGUCGCUUGGUCGCAGUUUCGAAAGAAAAACCUAUCAAGUCUAUUAUAGAAGCUUAUAAUUUUGGACAAAGACAUUUUGGAGAGAACAAGAUUGUUCAUUUGUAUGACAAGAGUUACUCACCUGAGUUAAUUAAGUCUUGUCCGGACAUUAAGUGGCACUUCAUAGGCCGGAUUCAAUCCAAUAAAAUAAAAAAGCUUGCCGGAGUUAACAAUCUAUACAUGGUAGAAUCUGUGGACUCAAUGGACCAUGCUGAGAUUCUUAAUUUAUCAUGGGGGUUAAACCAUCAGAUCCCUCUAAACAUAAUGAUUCAGGUGAACACAAGUGGAGAGCCUCGUAGUUCUACUUUAUUGCAUAACUCAGUUUUUAGAGAAGAGUGGCAUCAAACCCACUGAAGUUAAUAAUCUGUACAAUCAAAUUGAAGCAAAAUGCCCUAACUUAAAAGUCGUUGGUCUUAUGUGCAUUGGAAAAGAAGGAGUAGAUAUCAAUUCAGGUCCGAAUCCGGACUUUGUGAGAGUUACUGGCCUCGUCUUUGGGGAAAUCGCCGUUGGAUUUUGAACUAAGUAUGGGAAUGUCUCACGAUUUUGAGCAGGCUAUACGACUUGGAAGCACUAACGUCCGCAUAGGAACGGCAAUAUUUGGGCAGCGAGACUCGAAAUACGUACCCAGACAGGAUACCUCUGCAAACAAUCAAACUCCCAUUUGAUAUUCUAUCAGUUUUGUUCAAACUAUCAUUAUUUGGCUUUCAUCACUUCACGUAUAGUAGCCAGUUUUUUGCAUAUUGUUGAACUCGUUUUGUUCCAUAAAUAUUUUUUGAAUUACUUAGUUAAUAAAGAAAUGAUACAAAUUUAA